AGGAUGAUGAUUCGGGGUCUCGGAGAGCGACAAAGGUUUUUAGAGUGUGUUGGGAACUAAGUUGUCGAUGUUGAAUUGUAUGCAUGCGAGCAAGGAAUUAAAUUGCUUGUACAGUAUCGCCCUCUACCGUCAUGGGAUUACUGCGCAGAGGGUGGGUGGCGCUUUAGGUGGGACAUCUAGACUCUUAGGUUGCAGGGUUUUGAACUAUCUCUUAUUCUUGGAGAGUAACGAAAUAGGAUUUUACGGAUUCACGAGGUUUUGUCCUUUGUCUCUUGAUUUUUCUUAUAAGCAUCCCUAGGGAUAAGCAGGGAACCAUCUGCGCUGUAUACCAAACAGAUGCAGAUGCAGGGGAGAUUCACAGCCUCCAAAUCGAUCGGAAUGAACCUCCUGAAGCUGACAUAAGCCUGGCAGACUAGAGACACAGGGAGACAUGCGACCUCGAUUGCACAAGUGUUCGCAAGGUAGUGCAGUCAAGUUCGAAUAUUCCAACUCACUAAAGAUCUAGUCCUGACCAAGUAUCGGAGGUGCUUGGUGCCUGAGUGGUUUUUCUAUUAAUAAGGAUUCCUUCCACUUCGGCUUCAACUCCCAUUGAGCUACAUCAAUUUCUGUCCUUGCUCGCCGUGUUGGACAGUGCGUUGCGUUUAGCGUGCACGCAGUGAAGUAUUCUCUACAGCAGCCGAGGAGACCAGUUAGUAUUGGAUGAGAGGAUUCUUUCAAGCUCCAGGACAAUACCGAUUGGGUUCCAGUUGUGUCACCUGCUUUUGUCUUAGAAGUGCUCCACAUGUAAGCUUACGAUGUGCCAUGGUGAAGUUGAUUGCUUUCAUGGAAGCGCUGUUGCCAAACUUUUUCCGAGUCAUUUAAUGUCAAACUUAUUUUUCACUCUACAAGUAGCCGUUAGAGAAUUUGUAUUAUUUCCUUAGAUUAGGGUACCCAGGUGUACGACCAGUUUGGUGAGUGCUUUGAAUUCCCGUUAGCAAUUUGUCUGGAGGACUGUCGCUUGGGAUGGCGUUCGAGGAAUCUGUACCCGAGACGGGAUCUUGGGAUUUCAGGGAAAUUUGGUUGAGGGAUGAGUCCGACGAUCCAAAGAGCAGAACCUACUGUGUAGACUAUCAUGUAGGUUGCAUGGAACAACCAUCUAUAGAACGACUGGUGGAGCGUGUAAAUCAGAUGCAUUCCAGCCUGGAUACCGAGUGUGCCGAACUGCAAACUCAUGCUGCGAACGCCCUUAAAGCAGAGGUGGAAAGAGAUUGGGAAUCCUCGUUCCAAGAGUACAGAAAAUUUAUAGAAGUUCUUGGCAGAGUCGGGUAUGAUGAGUUUGGGACAAAGUCGUUUCGCCUUUAUGCGGAUUACGUGUGGGUAGAAGCCUGGGCAGCCAUACCGUUGGCUUUGCACAAUCAAAUCAGGCUCGGAAAUUACGACUUGGCUGUAAACGUUUUUGGACAUCUACGAGCAUCGCGGAACGGUGUGAUGAGUGAACGACUCCCAAUGAAUGCUUAUGCAAGCAUAGACCAACACAUCAGAGUUAUUGAUUGGGAGACGAGCUACAUGCUCAAAGGACGCGGCCAAGAGGGGCUGGCGCAGAUUCUCGCGGAGCGUGCUGUUCGGGACUUUCGGCCCCGCUGGUAUCUACAUGAUGAAAUUCCUGCGGAGGCAACUCUGUGUCACCUGCUUGGCAACCAACACCGCAAGUUUGGGCAGUACGAAACGGCAAUGAAAUGGCGAUCCGAACUGCGAAAAUGGGUGGAGUGCAAUGAGUUAUCGGUGGAUGCUGAAGUGGAAAUUACAUUAAGCGAUGCUUUUCUGCUAUGCGACAUGGAUAAUUUCUCGGCCGCUUCCCACGAGCUCCUCAAGUUGAAGCAGAGGAUCAGUGAUGCGGACAUGGACAACGUGCACCUGAGAAGAGUGUUGCAUGUGGAUAACGCCUGGUGGCAAUGCCGGAGGCACCUGGCUCUCCACCAGGGUCUCCAGGAUUCCGAGCCGGCCGCGCAUUCGGGUAGGUUCAAUAAGGCAGAUUAUGAAACGACUGCAUUCUCAGUCUGUAGUGCAACGUAUGCGCGAAGUAAUGGAUUUGAAUUCACGAGGUUUAUGCAGGAGGUGUCGGAGUGUAUGAGCUGCAUGGAUGAUUUCCCAGAUUCUGUCCGUAUGAUUGAAAACAUAUUUACUGUUACAAGCAAGGCGAGCUCCACUUCGAGUUCACAGGUACAUAUAACAGAUUUUUACUUCGACAUCCCAACUGGUCAAACAAGAAUUGGUGACACAUUACUUCAUGAAGCGUUUGCCCAUGUGCAAACAAUAGUUAGUGGCACUUUCGUUGCUGCAGCUUCAGCCCGUGUGCUGCCAGAGGAUUUUGGUAUACAGCUAGAAAAUUCUGGUAUACAGCUAGAAAAAUUACGGGAUUCUGCAACUAUGGGACUCCAAGCGGAGUCAUAUAAUUUUUGGCAUGGAGCUUUUUUCUGUUAUCGAAAUUUUCUAGAAGCACUUGUCUCUCGCUGUGACUUGCCUCCGCCUGGCAGCUAUUUGCGGCAUGCCUAUCAAACACUAUUUAUAUGGGCUGCACUCCCUUACGCACUGACCUACCACACACAGCUCAAGGACUACGAGCAUUCUAUCUGGUUAUUGCGAAUCAUUCAACUGGUUAUGGAUGGUAUUGUCUCUGGCCCUUGGCUCGGGGGUUUUGUUCCUGGCGUUACAAAGGCAGCCUAUGUAGCCGUGGAGUUGCAGGUGAGGAUGGCUGCGUGGGAAUGGAGUUGGGCCCUUAUUGAGGAGGGGAUGGUGGAUAAGUCGGAUAUGCUUAGGAAGAUGGCAACAAGAAACUUCCCAAAUCAGUUUCUGGUUCUACCACCUCAAUUAGGCAUGGAUGACGAGGACCGUGCCAAGGUUUCGUUGUGUGAAUUAUUGCACAAUUUAUAUUGCGAUGUAGGGGACUAUGAGGAAGCCGGAGCUUGGGAAGCCAAGUUUUCUGACUACGUGCAUCGGUUUCUUGGUAUGCCGAUGUCCGAACCUCAUUGGCAAAGAGUUGCUGGUCGCGUGCUCCUUAUCGACCCAAAAACACCAGCAUAUCCUCGAAUCACUCAUGUCCCAACAUGUAUCAGAUUUGCGAAUCCUCCUCCCCGCUCAAGCGGGUCGUCAACACCAGAACGGAUGUUCAACGCCAAUCCAAACAACAGUCUUAUAUUUUGACGCCUCUGUACAAUGGCUACCAACUUGCAUGGAUACUGCAGUUGUCUCAAAAGAAAGACUUGUUUAUGUGAUCAUUCUUGGAAAGCGAAGGAAAAAGUCGGACUACGAGUACCAUCACGGUGGUAUCGAAUUUGCAUCCGCAUGUCCUGCCCAUCUGUUCUCACUGGCGCAGCCUGUCAACUUGACGAGUCGUUCCAGUGCUAGUACGUGAAAUUUGAUACUAUUUCACGAUGUACUGGAUCAACCAUAGCAGUCUAAUAGCAAUUCAUUGAUCAUGUGGUGAUUGCACCUUUGACAACGUCGCCCCGCACUUGAUCGCCGUCGCCGACAGCCUGAAGUUCGCCUGGCGACCCCUAUUCAUUACUGCAUGUUCAAUCGAUCAAGAAUCGACCAAGAGGAGAUGAACUACGAUCAACUUCUUUGGAAGCUGUUUGCGUAUAACUUCUAGCACUUGAGGUCGUACUUGACAUCAAGUCAAGCACAGGAUUUACAAGAAGCAUUCGUUACACUUCCAUCUCUUCUUUCGGAAAGAAUCGCCUUGUAGUUAAGUCCCAAACUCUAUUCAAUGAGUCUUGUCUUUUCUCUGCUCUGUCACUAGUGUAGAAUCUAGAUGAGAUUGUGUGAUAGCAUGCUUAUCGAAGGCGUCGGAUGAGAGCUUAGACGGGCCGGAGUGUAUCGUGUUGGACAGUAGUCAUUUGUAUUGUAUGCUUAAAGUAAUUCAAUGUGUAUAUCAUAUUGGAUGAAAGCACGAUGUGGGUACUAAAAAGUCAUGACUUCUACAGAAUGACUACAUGUAAUUCAAUUUAUGUAUACUUCACAUUUCGCCUUUAAUACCAUGUAUGCAACUUCAGCCA
This is a messenger RNA of Physcomitrium patens, 4034 nucleotides long. RefSeq lists its product as uncharacterized. Lineage: Eukaryota; Viridiplantae; Streptophyta; Bryopsida; Funariales; Funariaceae. The record is from RefSeq and is a predicted model, not a curated record.